UUUCUUUUGAAAAACAUUAAAUUGUGAUAUUAAAACUAUAUGACAUAAAGUUUACCAUCUAAACCUGGCAGGGAUGGGGGCAAGUGCCUACAAUCUCAGUGCUUAGGAGAUGGAGGCAGGAAGAUCAGGGGUUAAAGGUCAGCCUGCAUUACAUGAGACCCUGUCUCAAAAGGACCAAGUAAUUAAUACUACUAGUAAUUCGUAGUAUAGCAAUAGCACUAUUUGGGAGCUGGUGAUACAGCUGUGGUAGAACUCUUACCCAGAAUGUUCGAGGCCCUAAGUUCAAUGCUGAGGACAGCCAAAACUAAAAUAAACAGUACCAUGUUGUUUGGGGGCUUUUGUUUGUUUUCCUUUCCUUCCCUUUCUUUUGAAUGAAUCUCACUAUGUAGCCCUGUCUGGCCUGGAAUGCACUAUGUAGAUCAGGCUGGCCUCAUACUCAAAGAGGUCCGCCUGCGUCUGCCUCUAGAGUGCUAGAGUUAAAGGUGUGCCCAGCAACACCCGGUCUUGUUUGGUUUUUGAGACAAGGUCUCAUGUAAUCCAGGCUGACCUCAAACUCUCCAUUUGCAAAAAACAAAAACAGAUUUAUCGAGUGUACUGAAAAAUGGUAGCAGGCUGGACAGUAACUAGACAGGGUCUCACAGUGGAGUACAGAAUGACCUUGAACUCUCCAUCCUCCUGCUUUAGCCUACAGAGUGCUAGGGAUUAAAGGGGUGUCCCUUUAAUCAUUUAUCGUUUAAUAAGGUUGAACAAUAUUCCAUUGUGCCUAUGGACCACAUUCUCUGAUCCACUCAUCCAUCCAUGGGCACGUGGCUCAUCCCAACACCUCUUGGCUACUGUGAAUAAUGCUGAAUCUCAGGCACACGGGAUCUAGGCUCAAACUAGACUCUGAGAUGGGAUCACGGCAUCACAGAAAUACUUUGAGCACACCCUCAGGCUACCGGAAGCUCCCAGUGCCUGCCUGCCUCCUUCCUCUCUCCUCCCUCCCUCCUUUUCUUUUUCUUUUCUCUUUUCUUUUUCUUUCUUCCUUUCUUUCUUUCUUUUUCUUUCUUUCUUUCUUUCCUUCCUUCCUUCUUUCUCUCUCUCUCCUUCUUUCUUUCUUUCUUUCUUUCUUUCUUUUCUUUCUUUCUUUCUUUCUUUCUUUCUUUUGUUUUGUCUGUCCUUUCAAGACAGGGUUUCUCUGUGUAGCCCUGGCUGUCCAGGAACUCACUCUGUAGACCAGGCUGGCCUUGAACUCAGAUCUACCUGCCUCUGCAGCUACCACCCAGCAGCUCCCAGUUCUUUAAUCCUAGGCUACACCUACAGAUGUGCUCAAGGUAUGUACAGAACACUCACCCUGGAAUCCCUUCAGCUGCCCAAGAGAGUAGGAUCACCAGCAAGGGUAAACCCUGCCUGCUCCUCAGGAAGACCAGGUUUGGCUCAGGGCACUGCGGUCACUCAAGUUGGCAUGCUCUGGGUAUCAGCCUUAUGUAUGUAUACUCAAACACAAGGACAAGGCUCUCCCAGCCUGGCAUAAUAACUUCAGAUGCAAAGCAGGCCAUGAGUCAUUGGUGCUCAGCUAGCCUCACUUUACCUAGGCAGUAGUCAUUCUGAGACUCCAUGCCUUGGUACCCAACUUACUCCUUCAAAGUCAGGUGAGCAGAUUGUGAGCAUGACAGUGAGACCAUUCUGUGAGUCUUGUUUCCAUGUCACUGAGGCUCGUAGUGUCUGAAGGCCAAAUCCAGACCCUGCACCCAGGCUCUGUGUUUCCAGCCCCAGUCCAGCGCAUAUCCUAGUCCAGCUGGCUCUCCGGAACAAGAGGGAUGGGUGAGCAGAAAGCUGAGUAGCCUAGCAACACAGGACACAGGAUCCUCACCCAGGGGAAGCUGUCCCCAGCCUCUCGCCCUUAAGGAGGAGGGCAAUCAUGGCAUCUGCCAGGAGCCCUGGCCCAGGCCACCCUAGCCAUGCCACACCCUGCCACUUCUCUCCAGACAGCAAGGUUUCCUUUCCAGAGCAGCAGGGGUGGGGUCAGGGUGGAGUCUGAGGAUGAGGGAGGGACACUGAGCGUCUCAAGCAAGAACCCUCUAAGUCCCAGCUCCCCUUCUACUGCCACCCCUCCACCAGCCCCAGCCAUGCAGGGAGCCUGGGUAGUGCUGCUGCUGGGCCUCAGGCUACAGCUGUCCUUUGGUGUCAUCCCAGGUAAGAAUGCUCCCUACCUGCUUGUCCCCGCUCACAAACACAGCCUUGUGGCUGACAACUACCUCUGCUCUCCCCCUUGGCCAGUGGAAGAGAAGAACCCAGCCUUCUGGAACCAAAAGGCAGCUGAGGCCCUGAAUGCUGCCAAGAAGCUGCAGCCCAUUCAGACAUCAGCCAAGAACCUUAUCAUCUUCCUGGGGGACGGAAUGGGGGUGCCCACAGUGACAGCCACCAGGAUCCUAAAGGGACAGUUGGAAGGCCAUCUAGGACCUGAGACACCCCUAGCCAUGGACCGCUUCCCAUACAUGGCUCUGUCCAAGACAUACAACGUGGACAGACAGGUCCCAGACAGUGCAGGCACAGCCACCGCCUAUCUCUGUGGGGUCAAGGCCAACUACAAGACCAUUGGCUUGAGCGCAGCUGCCCGAUUCGACCAGUGCAACACCACGUUUGGCAACGAGGUCAUCUCGGUGAUGUAUCGUGCAAAGAAAGCAGGAAAGUCUGUGGGAGUGGUGACCACCACGUCGGUGCAGCACGCCUCCCCAGCUGGCACCUACGCGCACACGGUGAACCGUGACUGGUACUCGGAUGCAGACAUGUCUGCCUCAGCGCUGCAGGAGGGCUGCAAGGACAUCUCUCUACAGCUCAUCUCCAACAUGGACAUUGACGUGAUCCUCGGCGGUGGCCGCAAGUUCAUGUUUCCCAAGGGAACACCAGACCAGGAAUAUCCAGACAACGCUGGCCAGGCUGGAACCAGGCUGGAUGGACAGAACCUCGUUCAAGAGUGGCUGGCAAAGUAUCAGGGAGCCAAAUAUGUUUGGAACCGCACAGAGCUCAUUCAGGCGUCCCUGGCCCCAUCUGUGACUCACCUCAUGGGCCUCUUUGAGCCUGAACACAUGAAAUAUGACAUCUACCGAGACCCUACCCAGGACCCCUCCCUGGCGGAGAUGACAGAGGUGGCUGUGCGCAUACUGAGCAGGAACCCCCGAGGCUUCUACCUCUUUGUGGAAGGGGGCCUCAUCGACCAUGGCCACCAUGAUUCUGUAGCUUAUCGUGCACUGACUGAGGCCGUCAUGUUCGACUCAGCCAUUGAUAAAGCGGACCAGCUCACCAGUGAGCAGGACACGAUGAUCCUUGUCACUGCUGACCACUCCCACGUCUUCUCCUUUGGUGGCUACGUACCUCGAGGGAACUCUAUCUUCGGUAGGCCAGGGGACAAGGCAAAUGUAUCAGUCGCACGCCAGAGAUUUUUCUGGGCCUCAAGUGUGUAUAAAGACACGGUACCUGCCUUGCAGGGGUUGGUGAAGACAAGCCAGUUGCCAGGCAAAGGUGAAGAUUGUGGGCUACAUGGGCUCCAAGCCAGGGCAGUCGCAAAAUGUCUGUCUGUGCAGGGCUGGGGGCCCCCUUCAAUGCUCUGGAUGGCAAAUCCUUUACCUCGAUCCUAUAUGGCAACGGUCCCGGCUAUAAACUCCAGAAAGGUGUCCGGCCAGAUGUCACUGACAAGGAGAGCCGUGACCCCAAGUACCGGCAGCAGGCAGCUGUACCGCUGUCUUCAGAGACCCACGGCGGGGAGGACGUGGCGAUAUUCGCGCGUGGCCCACAGGCACACCUGGUGCACGGAGUGCAGGAGCAGAACUACAUCGCACACGUCAUGGCCUUUGCAGGCUGCCUGGAGCCCUACACGGACUGCGGCCUGGCGCCCCCUGCCGGCCAGAGCAGUGCAGCGAGCCGGGGCCAGACCUCCACCCUGAUGCUCCUGUUGGCAGGGACAGUGUUGAUGGUGGUGGCAGCUGACUGAUGGUGAGCCCUGACUACCUGAGCUCACUGGACUCCACCCUAGUACCCCACAGCCGGCUCCAGUGUACCACGCUGUUGCUCCUCUCUGGACGCCUCCUGUCCCUCGGGUUCCCUGAACCUUGGCUUCAGGUUUCGAAUCUCAGAUCUAACUCAGGUUGCCAAUCCUGCCAUUCUAUGGUGAACUCCAACAACGGAUCUCACUCAGAGUGUUACAACCGCCUCAGAACCUGGAGCACUCCCCUCCCAGACCACCACAGCCUAACAGGAUGCCCAGCAGACUGAGGGAAUGCCAUUCACAGCCACCCCUGGCCAGCUCUCUCUGGUGUUUGCCACUGAUCUCAGCUUCCAGAAAACGUGACACCACACACUAAGUCACAGCUCAGCCUGUGCCUGAGAAGGACCACGUAGGCACUUGAUGUCCCCCCAGGGCAAAGACUGAACAAGAAUGUGUUGGCCUUUCUUGGCCAACAGAACAUGUCCACAGCACAUCCAACAGACCCUGGAGAGGCUGAUGUGGCCGAGAUCACCAGUUGCUCUUUGACGGUCCUCAGCUGCCACCACUGGGCCUCAAACUCACGAUUCUUCUGCCUCAGCCUCCCAGGUGCUAUAAUUACAUGCAUGUGCCUUUAUGCCUGGCUUGCACAUUAAUGUCCAAGCAAAGAAUGA
Molecule: messenger RNA, 4635 nt
Organism: Peromyscus californicus insignis
Lineage: Eukaryota; Metazoa; Chordata; Mammalia; Rodentia; Cricetidae
Product: alkaline phosphatase, germ cell type-like
Exons: 9
Coding region: 1941-3923 (660 amino acids)
Biological process (GO): dephosphorylation
Cellular component (GO): plasma membrane
Molecular function (GO): alkaline phosphatase activity
Source: RefSeq, a predicted model, not a curated record